AUGGACUCCAGUAGAACCCACAUCCACGAUCUCCUCGACGACGUCCUCCUUAGGAUCCUGUGGCCAUCCGAACGGUCAAGCUCAUGCACAUCCGAGAGCGAUCAUGAUGACCUGUGGAACCCUCUGGCUCCCAGGCUCACGUGCUUUGCCGCGCACGAUACUCCAGAAGAGCCCUGGCGCAAGCGAGCAGACACUCCCAUGCCGACCCCUCCUGCCUCCGCGGAUGCCGCGCACAACCUCUUCAUCGCGUCGAUCUGCCGUCGCUGGCGGCGUCUCGCUCAGAGGCACGUGUCGUCGCUGCUCGUGAAGGAUAACCGCGUCGUGUCUCACCGGGAUGUGCUCAACGCUGCCGCAUGCUUUCCCCGGCUGACCCAUCUGCAUCUGUCAGAUUUCAGCGUUGAAACGUUGGACGACGCCUUUCUCGCUGACCUCGCCGUUUCGUGCCCUGGGUUGAGAGCGCUGCACGUGGGGAUGCUGACGGAGGUCCUGACGGAGGUCGAGGUCGAGGGAAAGCACGAAAGGAAUGGCCGCGUGAUAACAGAAUCGGGCUUGGACUUUUUCUUCCGUCACUGCUCUCACCUGGAGCACCUGUCGAUGUGCUGUCUUGAGGAAAAUCUGAACCCACCAGCUUCGUUCUUUCAGCUUCAGCAUCUGCGCACCCUCAUCUUGUCCACUGCCUUCGUCUUAAAGUCUCCAGAUCUCAGCGCCCUUUCGUCUCUCACUGCAGUUUCAAUAGAAACCUCCUCCCUUCACUACGACCAGCUCUCCAGCCUCCUUCAACUCGCCAACCUCACCCGCCUCGCCUUGCCUGACGACAUUCGCGUGAUUUCAGCACAUCCGCCUGCCUUCUCUCUCGCACAGCUCCCUACUCUCCAAUCGCUCAAGUUCGGAUUGGAUGAUGCGCACUUCACCGUUUUUUUUCCUCCUGGAUCGCCAUUCAGACUCCUGAAACGCCUGCACCUCAGCCAUUGCUUCACGCAGGAGCGGCUUCCAAGCAAAAUUGGGCAGGUGCUGCCGCACCUCCAAGAGCUCAGCAUCAUUGAAUGCGAAAACUUGAGCGACCUGACUGACGAGUUCACAUCGCUCACCUGCCUGGAGAGCUUGACCGUCUCCUACUGCAGCGUGUCCACUCUGCCGGAAGGCUUUGGCAAUCUUCCAGCCUUGAAGGUCUUGGUGCUGCACCAGCUGCCGCUUCGCACUCUCCCUGCCUCCUUCACCAGACUCGCAUCUCUGGAGGCGUUUUUUCUGGAUUGGUGUGAACGGAUGAACGAGUUACCUGCAGGGUUUGGUCGCCUCACAGCCCUCCAAUCUCUGAGCUUUGCGGGGUCAGCCAUCCUGCACAUUCCAGAAGACUUGGGCGGCCUGACCAAUCUCCAGACCUUUCGUUUCGAGUAUAACAGCAAACAUCAGCUGCUGUCGUCAUUAGCGCAGCUGCCGUCGCUGACCAGGUUGGAGCUGGUUCGGUUGGAACAUAUUGAGCUUCCAGAGGGGAUUGGGGAGCUGACGAACCUGCAGGAGCUCCACAUUCAAAACUGCUUUUUCCUUAAAGAGCUUUCGGGUUUUGUGACGUCGCUUGUCAGCCUUCGAGUGCUGAGGAUUACAGAGUGUGAUAAUCUCGUGUCGGUUUCCAGGAGGCUGGAUGGGCUCACCAGCCUGACGCAGUUGGAGCUGCAGGAGUGUUGGCAGCUGAUCGAAGCCCCUCAGGCUCUGCCACUCAGCCUCCAGGCUCUAAGUGAGCAUCUCUCCGGUGUGAGGCACUUGGAGCUGGUGCUCGAAGAAGGUGCAGAGGAGUCUCUGUCCGCACUGACCCGGCUUCCUCGCCUCCGCACCUUGACACUCAGGGAGGUCUGCAGUUUGAACUCGCUGGUGGAAUUUGGGGGCUCAGGUUUGCGAGAGCUACGGGAGCUCAACAUCAUUGCUGAACUCCCAGAGCUGCCUGCCGCCAUCACCACUCUCCACCACCUGACAUCCAUUCAAAUCUACUCGCCAAAGUUGUCUUCUCUUCCGCACGCCUUUGGGGCAUUCUCAAGGCUGCGCAAGCUGGACUUAUCCUGCUGCUCAUCCCUCACGCAUCUCCCUGCUUCCCUCACGCAGCUCUCUUGCCUGCAUGAGCUGAACGUCACAAAAACCAGUAUCCGUCUUCUUCCGUCUGGCUUUGCCCAGCUCAGCAGACUGAGGAAGCUUGUUCUCAAUGGCUGCGAGCAGCUGGAGGCUCUGCCCGACGACAUAUCUGAGUUUAGAAUGCUAGAGUACAUCUCUACUUCAGGGUGUGUCAUGCUCUGGCGGUGA
This is a messenger RNA of Closterium sp. NIES-65, 2289 nucleotides long. Lineage: Eukaryota; Viridiplantae; Streptophyta; Zygnematophyceae; Desmidiales; Closteriaceae. The record is from the annotation of a GenBank genome assembly.